CACUUUUUCCGUCAUGCGCAGUAAUCAUGAUAAUUUCGAAAGUCGGCUUCCAUUAAAGAACAUGAAUUUCAGGUCAUAGUCAAAUGUCAAUCAUUUAACAAGACGUCAUUACUUCUGUUUGACAAGAAACUUUUAAUGGAUCCAAGAAUUGCUUGGUAUCAACCAGAACAUUUAGGAAUAGCACAUGAUAUAUGGACGUACAUUAUAGAAGCACAAUUAGGCGUGACAAAUAUGUCGCUGAAUAACAACGUGAACUCGAACAUGGACCAGAAGCAGAAAGAGUAUAUCCCUUUGAAUUACACUAAUGACUUUGAAAAGAAGCAUGCACCAACUAAUAGACAAUUAAGUGUACAGAAUGCGGAGAAUAGCUUUAAAAGAAAAAGAGACAAUCGUGCAAGCACUUACGGAUUAAAUCACUCCUCUUAUAAGCAUAAAAUGCUUGAUGGAAUGACUCCGUGGAAGCCUAAAGAUAAAAUGUAUUCUCCUGAUGUAAUUGGAUUACAUGAGGAAAUCAAAAACUUUUAUGACUAUAUGUCACCCACAUUAGAAGAGGCUAACAUGAGGAAUGAAGUAGUAGGAAGAAUCAAAGAAGUUAUUCAGGAGUUGUGGCCUGAAGCAAAGAUGGAGAUUUUUGGCAGUUUUAGAACUGGAUUGUAUCUACCUACAAGUGACAUAGAUUUAGUAGUAUUUGGAAAGUGGGAGAAUCUUCCUUUGUUUACCUUAGAGAAAGCAUUACUGGAAAGGGGAAUCACUGAUAGAAAAGACUUGAAAGUUUUAGAUAAAGCUUCUGUCCCAAUUAUAAAACUGACAGAUUCACAGACAGACAUUAAAGUAGAUAUCAGUUUUAAUACACAGAAUGCAGUUGAAAGUGCCAAAUUGAUAAAGACUUUCAUGGACAAUUUUCCUAAUUUGAAGUAUCUAGUCCUUGUCCUGAAACAGUUCCUGUUACAAAGAGAUCUGAACGAAGUUUUCACCGGUGGAAUAAGUAGUUACAGUCUGAUAUACAUGACAAUUAGCUUUUUACAGUUACACCCUAGAAUAGACGCUACAGAUCCAAGAGCCAAUUUAGGAGUGUUAUUAAUUGAGUGUUUUGAACUUUAUGGAAGAACAUUCAACUAUUUGAAAGCUGGUAUUAGAAUAAAAAAUGGUGGUUCUUAUGUGCCAAAGGAUGAAAUUCAAAAGAACAUGGAUAGUGGUUAUAGGCCAGCUCUACUUAGUAUUGAGGAUCCUCUGACAAAAGGGAAUGAUAUUGGACGCAGUUCAUAUGGUGCUAUGCAAGUGAAAUAUGCUUUUGAAUAUGCAUACUUGGUGCUCAGCUAUACAAUUACACCUACAACUCAGGGUACCUUCUUAUCCAAACAAAAUCAAAGCAUAUUGGGAAGAAUAGUUCGUGUGACAGAUGAGGUAGUAGAUUAUAGGAAAUGGGUCAAAGAGAACUUUCAAAAAGUCAUACCUAGAAAUACUAUACCUUUGUCUACAAGUAGAAGUUAUGCCAGUGUGGCAAAUGUUAAAACAACAGAUAAAGACCAGGAUAGCAACAGGGCAAGUCCAGAUGAAGUUGGAAGAGAUGACAAAUCAGAUUCAAGUUCUACAUGUUCUAUCUAUAAGUCCUCAUCAAGUUCAGCAUCAAAUUGUUCAACUUCUAGUUUGACUAGUGAUUCUGAAACAGAAACUGAUACCGUUCAGGUUAAAGAAUCUUGUACAAAACAAACAAACACUGCACCAAAUAGCAGUAAAACUGCACCAAAACAAGGAUCUUCUUUCCAGCAUAGUAAAGAAUUUGUUCGUAGUAGAGACUACAAUAAAAAUCCUACACACAAACGUGAUGGAAGCUCCAGUAGUGUUUCAUCCAAUCGGUCAGGAAGUAAUAACCGUCCCCGUCCCGUCUCAAGUGGUGCUAGCUAUGACUAUUAUGGACCAGGCAAAUCUGGUGGCCAUUCUAAUGUUCAUGUUGGACACAAUUAUAACAAGAACUAUAGAGGACAUGGGCAUCAAAAUGGCAAUCCACAGGGUAGUAAAGUCUUCAAAAGACGGAAAAACAGUGCCCCUUUUAACUCACAAACUAACAAUAAUUUUAGGAGAGACAAUGUUCAAACGAAUGCAACUGGUACUAGAUAGUAGAAGCUGUUAGACAGUGAGUGAGAAAGAGAGACUUGAAACUGAACAUGUGUGAUGACCGUUUAUGCUACAUUAAUGGAGGCUGACUUUUGUUUCAAUGUAAAUACACAUUAUUUUUUUUUAAUCAAGUUUCGUUUCAUGGAUUUGAUUCUUAAAGAAACUUUGAAAAAAAAUCUCAGCAACUAUGUUUUAUGUAUGUUUAAGUCAUGAAUAAAUUAACAUUUAUUUAAAAAUUUGAUUUGACUACGAAACUUAAUUUAAAAAAAAAAAGAAAAAAAUAUAAUUAAACACUACAAAGUUAGAGAAAAAAAUAUGAACCAACAUUCAUAGUGUAUAUUUAUCAUGUAAAGUCAUAUUUUGCUCUAAGAAGGUAAUCAAUUUGUAAUGUUCAAUUAUUCAUUCAUGAAGUUAAAUAAUACUUUAGGCAGGUAUAUUUUUCCAGUUUCAUAGUUAAAAAUAUAGAAUUAAAAAAUCAUAUGGUAAUCAUGCCACAUUUAAUUAUAAAUAUAUUACCAUAAUUUUUUCACAUUUGAAACAAUUUUCACUAAAUCUGUAAUACAUUUGUUGAUUUACAGUAGUGGUAAUUUUCAUUGAUUUCUAACACACAUUAAACAUGUUUCACAUCAUAUUUAUUCCAAAUUUAAUCAUCUCGGUAACUUUAGACAGUCAUUAUAACUUUUUUUAACAUUGUUUGUAACUCGUAAGCAAAGGAAAUUGUGAAAUUGGAACAACAUGCCUUUCAUCUAGAAAAAAUAGUAAAACUAGCUUUACAUUUUACAUUCAGAAGCCUUAUUCUGUGUUAAGCACAGGUUAAAUCAAGUUGUGAUAAUUAUGAGAGUGAGAUGAAAGUUUUAUGAAUGUUUUAUUAUAUAAGUGAGAGAGAUCAUUGAUCAAUGUUUAUUCUUAAUAGUGUUGUGAAUAAGUGUAAUUGCAUUGAAUAUACAGUAUCAAAAAGUAAUCUCUUGAAUGAAAAAACUUCCUUAUUAAAUAUAGCCACUUCAGUGAAGUGUUUACUACUAAGUCAGAUCUUUUAUAUGAUCAAGAUCAUUGUGUGAAAAAAACAGGUUUUAUGCUUGUUGAAAUAUUCAGAAUACCUUCUGGUAUUGUUUGCAAAACUAUAUUAAGAGACCAGAAUAAUAGAAUUCUUUCAACUGAAACCACUAUUGGCCAAUGUGAUGCACAUAGACUUUUAAGUUUUUGUUUACUACUUAAAUCUGUCACACACUUUUUACAUAUUAAAAGGGUUGUCUGUAAGAUUAGCAGCUAUUGGGGUUGAAAAGAUAAACAAUUGUGUACCAAAGAUAUAGUUUUAAAGUGCUACAUUAUUGUUUUACUGUUUUAGAUGUUUAAAACAAAUCCUGUUAAAUUCUAUACCUCUCUCUUAAAAGUUUCUUCUUUGUAAUUUGUUUAAAACAAAUCUUUACCUCUCUCUCUCUCUCUUUAGGUUUAUCAUUUUCUUUUCCAUUAUUGAAAUAUAAACUUUUUUUCUCAUUUUCUUGUCCAUUAUAGAAAUAUAAACUUAUGAGUUUUCAUAAUUGGUGAUUCCCAUAAUGUUUUUAAUAGUAUUAACAUUAUAAAUAUAUUCUUUCUAGCUAAAGCUAAGCAUCUUCUUGAUUAAGUUCAAUAUUUGUAAGAGUAGUUUAUAAAAAAAAAAGUAUAAUAUUCAAUGUCUGUAUAUAAGUAUGUAUAAUGUAUGUUAUUAGUGCUAUAAGUGAAAUAAAAUGUAUUCAAUUAAGACACCAAACUCUCUUGUUAAUUUGAAGUGUAUGAUUAAAUGUAGAUUCAUGAAGAAAAAUACCGGUAGUAAGCAGUGGGCAUAAGGGGAAAGAAAUCCAUGACCUCUUCUAUGAGAUGAUUUUGCCAGGGCAUUUUUUAAAAGGUUAUUGUGUAUACUUGAGUUUGUAUAUGACUGCUCGGGAUCUAAAGCGUUGUACAUAUCAUGUUUGUUUUAGUUUUAUGUUUUAGGAAUGUAAAGAGAGAGUAAAGUGUAUCAAGUGCCCCCCAUUUUACUGAGAUUGUUUCAUGUUUAUAUAUGUAUGUUUGUGCCCAUCAAUCUACCAUAUUGUUAAUCACUUUCAUUUUAUCAUUGUCAAGUGUUUCAUAUUUUAGUUUUAUAUAGCUUGUCACUACAAAAUAUUUCAUUGUCAAAAUGCUUCAUUAGAACUGCAUAUAAAAGGUGUAAAUUUUCUUAAAAGCGCUGAGAUGUGAAUAUUAUUAGGAAUGGAUUUGAAUGUGCAUUUCUAUGUAGAAAAAACUUAUUUUGUAAUGACAAACUAGAUAAAUGCCUCCAUGUUUUUGUUGACUGUUACAACAUUUUGUUACUUGUCAUUUUACAAGCUAGUCAGUAUUUUCAACAUGCCAAAUUUUAUCUACUAUGACCAUAGGUAGCUUCAUGUAUCUGGGAAUGAAUUCUUCAUGACUUGUUUGAGACAUAUGAAUAAAAGGGGAUACUUUGUGCUGUAUGCAUGAAUCAUCCAAACUUAAGUUUUUUGACAAUUACUUUUUCAUCGUAAGUGAUGUCUCAAAGAGAAAUCAUACAUUCUCUACUUAAUAUUCCAAAUUAUGUGAAUAUAAAGUUUUCACCUUAUUAUUUACUAUCAGAACAGCAGAUGCUAUGAGUAACACAGACAAAAACCUGCUGUACACAAUUGGGGUCGAUUGCAAAAUUUAUUUUACUGCAAUAGCAAUUGGAAAGAAAGACAAAAAUCUGCUAUCCAUAAUAGCCAACUCAGUAUUGCAAUUCAAAUCAGACUCAAAUCUGCUGUACAUGAAAGCAAAAAAAAAAUGGUUUGAUCAGCAAUCAUGAUCAUAGAUUGUAUUGUAUCUGCUGUACCGAUAGUAGGUAAUAGAGUGUGGUUUUGAUCUAUAAUGGAUAGGCAGCAGUUAUUUCAACAUCCGUAAUAUAAUUGCCCACAGAUUUAGGCUAGGCAAGUCUUGGUGCUUUUAAUAAAAAAAAUACAAAAAGUGACAAAAAAAGCCUUCUAGUUCCAUUUGAAAUCGGGAGCAAAACAAUUUGGCACUUUUGUAUAUAUAUUACUGUAAUCAAUUUUUGUGCCAGUUUUGAAUAAUUGUGAUAGUAAUUUGUCCAACAUCUAUAUAUGCCAAUAAUGAAUUAAAACACCAUUUUUUAAAAAUUUAAAUACCAAAUUUUUUUUUUUUUUUUUUUUUAACAAAAUUAGUUGUGCAGCAUAUACUUAAUUUUGUUAACAAUUUGAAGUAGGUCAAAAUCUCAAAAUUAAUUAUUUAUUCACAAUGUUUUUUUGUUGAUUAAAAGCAUUCAAAGUAUAUUGUAGUCCUUAGUAUGAUGUGGAAUUAUGCAUUUAUUGAUACUAGUCCAAUGAUACUAACAUAUUGGUCUUUCCCUGUUAAAAUGGCCAGUUUAAUAAAAUGCAAUUAUAGUACAUGUAACACGAACUUUCUCAGUUGUUUGAAGAUCAUGAAGCAAUGUUAUGUAAAUGUUAUUAUUGUUUAUAUGUUAUUUUGUUACACAUUUGUCAAAGCAGAAAUCCUCUCAUUUAAUUAUUGUCUUUCUGUAGGAAUUUUAUAAUUUGUCUGUGUAGUGUUAUAUUUUAUUGCAAAUAGAAAAUUAUUGAAAAAAAAAAUAUUGAUGAAAAAUUAUGUUAAAAGUUUCAGGUUAUAUCUAGAAGAAAGUCCACUGAAUUUAAAAAAAAAAAGGUUUUGUAUUUUGUUUAAUAGGUUCUAUAAUUAGAAUGUAUUUGUGUUAAUCAGGUUUGCUUAAUAUAUCCAAAAUGGUUAAAAUGCCAGAAAAGAAAAAGAUAUUUCAAAUUCGAAUUGUCUGCUGUAAAUUUUUAUCAAGCAAGGGAAAUUGUGUGAAAAAUUGAACAUUUUUACAUCAUAUAAAACUAGUCAGUUUAUAUUUCUUUCAUCUGGAAAUCCUGAAAUUCACUUUAUUAAACAAUCUAUCCAUAGAUACUUAUUCACUUAGAUUUAUACUUGCAUUUUAACCAAUUUAGAAUUAAAAAAAAAAAAAUUGAAGAAACAUACAUGGAAUUAUAAAAAAAAGAAAAAUCCACAAAUUUGUUGACUAGUAUAAAUAAUUAAUUAUUUUGAUAGUUUAAACAUAUAUAAUUGUAAAAAAAUGAAAAAUGAAUUAGACUUAAGUUUUUCAAACUUAGAAACGUCUAUUCAGUCUUAUUUUGGUAGUUGACAGAUUCAUAGAUAUAAAACAGUACUGCAUUUUUAGUGUCUAAACAAGAUAUUGCUCAAGGUUAAAUAUGUGUAUUUUUGUGAUGUAAGUUGUAAUUACUCAGUUUUAUUUCAUAUUGAUAUAUUUUUUGCUAUAUUUUGUUCCUUUUUUUCUGUAUAAAAGUAUAAGCUGUGGUACAGCAUUUUAUUCUGAGUCUAAUUUAACUUUUAUAAAGUCAAACUGAUAUUGUUUAAUUAAAAUGAAUGCAUAAUAAAACAAUGCCAUUUAGGGUUCUAAGUAAAUUAGUUCAUUCUAUGCAGUUUUUAUAUGACAUUAUUUUCUCUACAGAAUUAGAAAUAUAUAAUAAUUGAUUGACUGUAUCAAACAGAUGUUUAAAGUUUUUGAUAAAUUUGAAGAACUUGCUUUUUAAUGUCUAUAUGUUUUCUCCUUGAAUGAUUUAGUGGAGAGAUGUGAUGUUACAUUUUAUAUUUUACAACACUACAUUUUUUAUUUAAACACUAAAAAUAUGAAUAUAGUUUUUCAUGUAUAAUAGUCAAAAGAUUAUUAUAUUAAUAAUAUACACUAUUUAUUAGAAAUACCCAAAUUUAAUGAAAAGUUAUUUUUAAGGAAAAUUUUACCUUUUAAUAAAUCUUCUUAGGAAAAAUAAUGUAAAAAACUUAUUAAGUGGGUAAAAAGGAAAAAAGUCACAAUAUUAAUGUGUUUACCAGUACAAAAUAAUGAUCUUGAAUUAUUGAAACAGUUUCCAUCGAAAGAAAAACGAUUCUAGCAAAUAAAAGUUGUUUUCUUUGUAUCAAAAUGGUUCUGAAGUUUUUCUGUACCAUAUUUACGCUUUUAAACUGUUAUAAUAUUUGAGUAUUUUGUGAAAUAUUUCAGCACAUUAAUAUUUUGACUGGAUUCCUUGUAACAUAAAUGUUCACACAUACAAUGCAGAAGUUCUGCCAGAUGUAUUUAUAUUGAAAAUAUGUUUAAAUCGUUUAUAUUGAUAGAUCACAAAGAUCUGUGCAAUAUUGUUACUGUAAAAGAAGUAAAAAAACAAAUAAAAACAAUAAAAUGAAAUAAAAAUGAAAAUAAUUA
Messenger RNA from Mytilus trossulus (common blue mussel), 7360 nucleotides. RefSeq names its product terminal nucleotidyltransferase 4B-like. The record is from RefSeq and is a predicted model, not a curated record. Gene Ontology annotation, cellular component: TRAMP complex; nucleolus. The transcript has 11 exons. Gene Ontology annotation, molecular function: poly(A) RNA polymerase activity; mRNA binding. NCBI's taxonomy places the organism in Eukaryota, Metazoa, Mollusca, Bivalvia, Mytilida, Mytilidae. Gene Ontology annotation, biological process: RNA 3'-end processing. The coding region runs from base 136 to 2118 and encodes 660 amino acids.